Messenger RNA from Trypanosoma cruzi, 1455 nucleotides. RefSeq lists its product as uncharacterized. Bases 1 to 1455 code for a protein of 484 amino acids. The transcript has a single exon. NCBI's taxonomy places the organism in Eukaryota, Euglenozoa, Kinetoplastea, Trypanosomatida, Trypanosomatidae. The record is from RefSeq and is a predicted model, not a curated record.
AUGACGGGUGUGGAAACGAUGUGGCCGCGGGCUCAUCGGGAGCCAUUGGAGAGGUUUGUCGUUGAACAGCCACAAUGUGCGUAUUCAUCCUCCACAGUAUUAAAUAACCCGGAGGGGCAUGUAUGCCUGUCGCAACUCAGCGCAAUCAGCCCUGAGAAGGAAGAGAGGGGCACCGCAGUGGAGGGCUUCUCUUCUCUUGAGGCACUCGGCUCAUCCCCUGAACUCGAUGAGGAGACAUGCAGGUGGAAGACACGUCUGCGGACGGUGAUGCAGAAGCCGUACACCGACGCACCACACCGCUCCCGGUGUCAGGUUGGGAACGAUGACAACAAAGAUGGCGGCAAUCUGAGACCGUCGAAAGCUUCAGAGCCCGUGCCUCUUUCGAAAAUUCCAAUGCAACUUUUGGGGAACUACGGACCCCGGCGUUUGCCAUCGCGAUUUUUGUCAGCUACUCGGAAAAGCGCGGCUGCGUGUGGUGAGCAGUGCACUGGCUUUGUGUUACCACUGGAUUGGGCACACCAUCGUCGCUGGCGCGUCACACUCACCACAGGUGUGGUAGGCAUCGAUGACGCAGAGGAAGGGUUUAUGAAACUGGAAUGUAUGGCCCCAAAACGCAGCGUCGCCCUUCUCUUUGAUGAGAAUGUUAUCAUUCGUCACUUAAUGCGCGUAGUGGCGCCGCUGUCUUAUGUGGUCCGUGCCGUUUUUUUCUACAGUGAGCGUUUAGGCCGCUAUGUGCCUUUGACGCGUGAGAAUUGCCUUAGAGUUGGAUGGCAGUUCCGUGUGUUUGUGGUUCCCAUGCAUUCGUCUCCACCUGUGGCGAAGAAUCAUGGCAGUCUAUCGACAGCUAACUCCUCUUUUUCCUCCUCGACUGAAGAAACUGGGGAGUUUGGGUUCAACAAGAGGACAACGCCGUCGUUGAGUUUUGCAUCGCCCGUUUCUUCUUUCGGCGACGGUGGGGCCUUGUGGAAUGCAUCAGCGGCGCAUGUAUCAAACCUGAGAGGGCAUUCCGGCCGCGGCAUUGCAGGAACAGCUGUGACCAGCAACUUUGACAAGUGGUCCAACAAUAACAGGAGCCCUGUAGCGUGUCUACGGAGGGCGGUGAUUCAGGCCGCUCUUUCGCAACGUGCACUUGCCUGUGACAUCGCACCUCUGGCAUCGUCUUCAUACUCGAUUGUCUCGACACCUCCGCUUUCCAAUAUUGAAAUGCUUCGGAAUGAGAUUGCGGAGGGCAUGGCACGAUUGCACUCUUUGGGGAAUUUGUCCCCACCGCAUGGAAGGAACAACACACAUCGCAAUAUUUCUACGGUUGGCCACAAUCGCGACUGCAUUCACGGCGGCCAGGAAGAGCGGCGCCACAAAACGGAACAACGGUAUUCUUUUCAUCCACCUGUGGGCAUUUACACCGGUACAGUGGGUGAGAUGCGAGACGAUAGUGAGGGCAAAGAAGGGGAAUAA